AUGCGCUGGCUUUCAAGGAGGUACUGGCGGUAUCUGACCUACUUACUGGGGAUUGUGGUGCUAAAAUGCGUCAUUCAGAGCCUCUACUCUAGGCGACAAGGUACAACGCCUGAGUCCGUCAAUGGAGACGUCAAAGAAGAGGAUCUGGGGAGCCAGAUUGUGGUAAAUGUCGGCAAGAUUGACUGCUUCCAUGUUGGAAGACUUUGGAACCAUUGCUACGGCACGAGACAGGCGGCUGUGGUGAAUACAGCAUACACUACCAGAAAGAUAAUACGAAAAGAUCUGAAAAGCUCUCUGGGAUAUCGAUGGUUUGGAACAUCUGAGUUUCUGUUCUACGAUGUGCUGCCGUUAUCGUUUGUUUCCGAGCUGGAUGAAGAAGUUUUGAGAGAUUUCAAUAUAGUGACAUCUGUGGGUAACUCUGGUGGAACGAAGAUGGUUGACAACUUACACAUAUCGCUCGAGCCGUUAUCCUUGGCUGCGGUGAGUCAAGAUAAGCCCAUCCUGAGCGGCAUAAACGUCUUGUUUGGCGAAGACUGUCUGGAUCCUCGACCAGAUUGGCACCUCGACAAGUCCUGGAAAGUGGAAAACAAAAGAUUUCCGAGUUAUCUCACUUACAGAUACCUGAAGUUACCUGAAUCGGCAAACCAUGUGCGACGUCUGACAGUCAAGGAGGACGGUAAGUUCAAGAUAGUUCAGCUAGCAGACUUGCAUUUCGCGACUGGAAAGAGCCAAUGUAGAGAUGAAUAUCCAAAGCAUGCGGAAUGUGAUGCUGAUUCAAAGACAAUGCAUUUCAUUGAGAAAGUACUUGAUAUAGAGUCACCAGACAUGGUCGUUUACACAGGCGAUCAGAUCAUGGGCGACCAAUCGAUCCAGGAUUCCGAGACCAGCCUUAUGAAGGCUUUGGCACCAGUAAUUGAGCGGAAAAUUCCCUGGGCACUGAUAUGGGGAAACCACGAUGACGAAGGAAGUUUAACCAGAUGGGAAUUGUCGAAGCUCGCGAGAACUCUUCCAUAUUCGUUGUUUACCAUCGGCCCAAAAGAUACGGCCGAUAACUCAUUUGGAGUGGGAAAUUACUUCCACCAGGUAUUUGACUCCAACGGUAAGAAUGCGUUAAUCACACUAUACUUUUUGGACUCCCAUAAGUAUUCGACAAUGGGUAAAGUUUAUCCCGGAUAUGAUUGGAUAAAAGAGGCUCAAUGGGAUUAUUUGCGACAAUCCUACGACCAAAAGUUGAAACUUACUGCUUCCGAGGAUGAGAGUGCUCAUCUUUCUAUGGCAUUCUUUCACAUCCCGCUGCCUGAAUACUUGAACAUUGACUCACGAAGGUCACCUGGCACCAGAAACCCUUUCGUAGGCAGUCUUAAGGAAGGUGUGACUGCUCCGAAAUACAAUUCAGGAGGCAUCGAUACUCUUAAUUACUUGGGUGUCGAUAUCACGAGUUGUGGUCAUGACCAUUGUAACGAUUACUGUCUUUUAGAUGAUUCCACCUCCAAGAAAAUAUGGCUAUGCUUUGGAGGAGGUGCCGGCGAAGGUGGUUAUGCGGGAUAUGGUGGGACUGAACGUCGUAUUAGGACUUUCCAACUCGACACGAAAGAGGGCAAUAUUUACACGUGGAAGAGACUCAAUGGCUCUCCAUCCGAGACAUUUGAUCACCAGCUCGUGUUAAAACAUGGUGUUCCCAACGCUGAAUAA
Molecule: messenger RNA, 1692 nt
Organism: Torulaspora globosa
Lineage: Eukaryota; Fungi; Ascomycota; Saccharomycetes; Saccharomycetales; Saccharomycetaceae
Gene: DCR2
Product: phosphoprotein phosphatase
Exons: 1
Coding region: 1-1692 (563 amino acids)
Cellular component (GO): cytoplasm
Molecular function (GO): phosphoprotein phosphatase activity
Source: RefSeq, a predicted model, not a curated record